Molecule: messenger RNA, 3237 nt
Organism: Papaver somniferum (opium poppy)
Lineage: Eukaryota; Viridiplantae; Streptophyta; Magnoliopsida; Ranunculales; Papaveraceae
Product: pentatricopeptide repeat-containing protein At2g13600-like
Exons: 1
Coding region: 395-2965 (856 amino acids)
Biological process (GO): RNA modification
Molecular function (GO): protein binding; RNA binding
Source: RefSeq, a predicted model, not a curated record
AAUGCGUUGACUACAUUUUUGCUCUCUCCUUCCAACAAACACCAUUAUGUAAAGUUAGAACUAUUUGGUGACGUUUCUUGUUAGGAAUACUGAACUGAAAAAAUAAGGUAACCUUUGAAGUUAAUAUCCAGAAACGGUGGUUGGAAGGAACAGCCUGGCGAUCUUAUAGCGUUUUCAGAGCACAUCUAGUUAGUACGGUGGCACUCAUGAGUAGCUAAUCGUUCAAUUAUCAAGUGAUACGUGAAGCAACCCGGUGAUCUGAAGAUUCUGAAGUCUGAAACUCUUAUGUUGGUUUAUGUUUUCAUUUUCAGUUUGGUCUGAACUCUUCAACGUUCAUUUUUUUUUUCUUUUGUUUUUUUGUUUGUAACUCGCAACGUUUCACACAGCUUAAGAAAUGGCUGCUCUCCUGGUCUUAGAUAUGAGACCCUCGUUAUUUCAUCCAUCACCAUUAAAAUGUCAUCAAGAUCCAGUCUCACGUCAUAAACUGAAAACUCUCCCUUUUCAAAAUCCUAAUCACUCUAACCUCUCCAAGAGUAGUACUCAUUUCUCAAUUAGCAAACCCUUCCUCUCUCUAGUUGAUGAACCGGUUGAUUCAUUCAAGUAUGCUUCAAUUCUCGAAUCCUGUAAAAACAUUAAUUUGGGUAAACAAGUCCAUGCUCACAUUUUCAAAACUGGGUUUUCAGGAAAUGAAUUUUUAGAGACCAAGUUAUUGCAAAUGUACGGCAAGUGUGGAAAUAUUGGGAAUUCAACCUUACUAUUCGACAAAAUGUCUCAAAGAAAUGUAUAUUCUUGGUCUGGAAUAAUUACUGCAUACACUGAUCAUGGGUAUUAUGAAGAGGCUAUUGCAUUGUUUCAAGAUUUACAGUUUGAAGAGAUUCAGUUGGAAUUUUUUGUGUUUCCUGUUGUUUUAAAAGCUUGUAGUGGUUUAAGUGAACUAGGAUUAGGAAAACAGCUACAUGGAUUAGUUAUUAAAAAUCAGAUUUUUUCAAAUAUUUAUGUCGGGAAUUCCUUGAUUGACAUGUAUGGAAAAUGCGGGAGUUUGGGUGAUGCUAAGAAAUUAUUGCUUAAAAUGCCUGAGAGGGAUUGUGUUUCUUGGAAUUCCGUUAUAACAGGUUAUGUUGCUAACGGGCUGGUGUUUGAGGCGUUAGAGGUUUUAGAAAACAUGGGAUCAUUGGGGAAUUUGUAUCCUAACAUUGUUUCUUGGAGUGCAGUGAUCGGUGGAUUUGCCCAAAAUGGGUAUGAUAAUGAUGCUCUUGAGUUGCUUUACAGAAUGCAGGAGGAAGGGUUGAAGCCAAAUGCUCAAACCCUAGUAAGUGUUCUUCCUGCUUCUGCCAGAUUACAAAUCCUUAACCUUGGAAAAGAAAUUCAUGGAUAUACUAUUAGGCAUGGAUUUAUACUAAACCCGUUUGUCGUUAAUGGAUUGGUCGAUGUGUAUCGCCGAUGUUGUGAUAUGAGAAGUGCGGAGAAGAUUUUUUCUAAGUUUUCAGUGAGAAAUCGGGUUUCUUUUAACACUAUGAUUGUUGGGUACUUUGCGAACGGUGAGAUCAGCAAGGCAAAGAAGCUUUUUGGUCAAAUGGAGGUUGCUGGAAUCAAGAAAGAUAUAAUUUCAUGGAACUCGAUGAUUUCAGGGUAUGUAGACAAUGGAUGUUUGAAUGAUGCUCUGGAAUUAUUCGCAGAUUUGCAACUCGAAGAAGGGAUUCAAGCUGAUUCUUUUACAUUAGGAAGUGCCCUAACUGCUUGCGCAGACUUACCUGCCCUAAGACAAGGUCAGGAGAUACACUCAUAUGCAAUUCGUAGAGGACUGCAUGCUAAUCCUUUUGUUGGUGGUGCACUGGUUGAGAUGUAUUGUAAGUGCAAAGAUAUAGCAGCAGCAAAGUUGGUUUUUGAUGAAGUAAAUGAAAGGGAUGUGACCACGUGGAAUGCCUUGAUAUCUGGCUGUUCACGUCUUAGUCGAAAAGAAAAAGUUGACGAGCUCAUUCUGAAGAUGAAAACUGAAGGUUUAGAACCCAAUAUUUACACGUGGAAUGGAAUUCUGGCAGGUUACAUGGAAAAUGGGGAAAAUGAAUUAGUUCUGCAAACUUGCUGCGAAAUUCAAAAUUCCAAUUUGAAGCUUGAUAAAUAUACAUUAGGUAUAGUCUUACCUGUCUGCACAAGGCUGGGUACAAUUGAGCAGGGAAAGCAGAUUCAUGGGUAUUCAAUCAAAUGGGGGCAUGAUACAGAUGUCCAUAUUGGUGCAUCGUUGGUAGAUUUGUAUGCAAAAUGUGGAUACAUUAGAAUCGCUGAGCUUGCCUUCAACAGAAUAUCAAAACAUAAUAUGGUUUCGCGUAAUGCGUUGCUUGCUGGAUAUGCAUUGCACGGACAGGGAGAAGAAGGAAUUGUUUUCUUCCGGAAAAUGCUCGCAGAAGGGAUCAAACCAGAUUCAGUAACCUUCCUUUCCGCUCUAGCUUCAUGUGUUCAUGCUGGAUCUGUUGACCUAGGUUGCAAGUACUUUGAUUUGAUGAGAGAUUAUCAUAUAAAACCAACAGAAAAACACUAUACCUGUAUGGUUGGUCUCCUUGGUCGUGCAGGAAGACUUUCUGAAGCUUACAGUAUUGUUAAGAAAAUGAAGGCAGAGCCAGAUUCCGUCACAUGGGGUUCUCUACUAGGUGGUUGCCUCAUUCAUAGAAAUGUUGGACUGGGAGAAAUCUCUGCUCACAAACUCAUAGAGUUAGAACCAAAUAAUUCUGGAAAUUAUAUUAUGCUUGCAAACUUGUAUGCCUCUGCCGGGAAGUGGGACGAUCUUGCUAGAAUAAGGAAGAUUAUGAAGGACAGAAAAAUGCACAAGAGCCCUGGAUGCAGUUGGAUUGAGGAUAAAGACCAGAAGCAUGUGUUUCUUGCCAAUGAUAGAUCUCACAAACGGGCUGAGGAAAUCUACAGCACCCUCGAAACUUUGAGCAUUCAAAUGAAAAAAGGUUACAUGACAUAAUAGCAUUCAGAUUACAUACAAGUUGUGUACACACUUUUUGUAAUCUCCAAUCUCUAAAUUUGAAUGUUGGAGAUAGCAAUUGAAGAGGGAUAUAAAGACGUCUGUCACUGGUAGAUUUAGUAAACCUCCAACUCCAAGGAUUCAAUGACCCGGCGAGCUUGGAUAUGUAGAGCUGUUUGCCGUUGCUCUGGAUCAAGGGUUGACCCAAAUUGACUUGCUGCCCAUACCAAUGAUGCAGAUCUUUCACCCAGAAGUCGCCUUAUUUCAUCAUG